AGCCGGUAGGGGCGAGCAGGGACUUCCGGGGGGAUUUAGCGGCCGCAGGUACAAACUGUAGAGCCGGAUCUCAGGUGGAAGAUGUUCUACCACAUUUCCCUGGAGCAUGAAAUCCUACUGCACCCGCGCUACUUCGGCCCCAACCUGCUCAACACGGUGAAGCAGAAGCUGUUUACCGAGGUGGAGGGGACCUGCACGGGGAAGUACGGCUUUGUCAUUGCUGUCACCACCAUCGACAACAUUGGCGCAGGUGUAAUCCAGCCAGGCCGGGGCUUUGUCCUUUACCCGGUUAAAUACAAGGCCAUUGUCUUCAGGCCCUUUAAAGGCGAGGUUGUGGAUGCUGUGGUCACUCAGGUCAACAAGGUUGGACUCUUCACGGAAAUUGGGCCAAUGUCGUGUUUCAUCUCUCGACACUCCAUCCCAUCUGAGAUGGAGUUCGAUCCCAAUUCCAACCCGCCCUGCUACAAGACAAUGGACGAGGACAUCGUCAUUCAGCAGGAUGAUGAGAUCCGCCUGAAGAUUGUGGGGACCCGCGUGGACAAGAACGACAUCUUUGCGAUUGGCUCCCUGAUGGACGAUUACCUGGGGCUUGUAAGCUGAGCAUGUGGCCUCCUGCCUGCUUGGGAAGUCUGUGGGUCUGCAUGCUGUGGUGUGCGUCCAGCCACUGUUGGGGGAAGGUUCGUCGUGCUCAGGAGAUACCUGCUGCUCCGAUCCUUCCUGCUCCGCUGCUGCUCGCAGAUGUGUGUGUGUAUUCUAACCAUAAAAGCCCUUGAUUCUCA
Fukomys damarensis (Damara mole-rat) is the source of this 779-nucleotide messenger RNA. It is a transcript of the gene Polr2g, whose product is annotated as RNA polymerase II subunit G. Gene Ontology annotation, cellular component: P-body; RNA polymerase II, core complex. Bases 82 to 600 code for a protein of 172 amino acids. Lineage: Eukaryota; Metazoa; Chordata; Mammalia; Rodentia; Bathyergidae. The transcript has 8 exons. Gene Ontology annotation, molecular function: translation initiation factor binding; single-stranded DNA binding; single-stranded RNA binding. Gene Ontology annotation, biological process: DNA-templated transcription; positive regulation of translational initiation; transcription initiation at RNA polymerase II promoter. The record is from RefSeq and is a predicted model, not a curated record.